UCGAGCACUCCAUUCAGCUCGUGCCUGACUAUCGUGUUCACCACCAGGCACCCUACAGACUCUCGAUCCCCGAGGCCACCGAACUCAAGCGUCAGCUUGAGGAGCUCCUGAGACUGGGUUUCAUUAAACCCAACAACUCCCCGUGGGGUGCACCCGUUCUCUUUGCUCGCAAAGCGGAUGGAACUCAUUCUUCUCUGCAUCGACUACCGCGGUCUCAACCGCUACACGGUUAAGAACAACUACCCCAUGCCUCGUUCCGAUGAGCUGUUCGACCGCCUAGCAGGCAACCGCUUCUUUACGAAGAUUGAUCUUCGUAGCGGUUACCAUCAGAUCCGCGUCGCUGCAGCCGACCAGCCGAAGACCGCGUUCCGAUCGCGAUUCGGCCACUACGAGUUCACGGUGAUGCCAUUCGGCCUCACCAACGCACCCGCUACCUUCCAGAGGGUGAUGAACGACAUCUUCAGGGACAUCCUGGAGCAGUACGUUCUCGUCUACCUCGACGAUAUCCAGGUCUAUAGUCGUAUCCUUAAGGAGCACCUCAGACACCUCCGCGACGUCCUUGACCGCUUGCGCAGACAUGGCGUCUACGCCAAGCUAAGCAAGUGCCGCUUUGCCCAGCACAAAGUGGAUUUCUUAGGACACUACGUGUCUGACCAGGGUCUUCACAUGGACGACGCGAAGAUCACUGCUAUUGCGGAGUGGCCCGCUCCCACAUCCGCCAAGCAGCUUCGCAGCUUCCUAGGCCUGACCAGCUACUAUAGUAACUUCAUCCGGGGAUACGCUAGUGCACGUGAGGUCGCCGACAUCGUAUUUGACCGAGUCGUGCGUGACCACGGCUUACCUCUGAGCAUCAUAUAUGACCGUGACCCGCGCUUUACCAGCCGAUUCUGGCGACGGCUUCACGAGGUGUACGGCACUCAGCUCCGCUUCUCCUCGUCUUACCAUCCUCGGACUGAUGGUCAGACCGAGAUCACGAACAGGACUCUCGGGGAUAUUCUCCGAAAGAUUGUUCGUGACGACCAGCAAUGGGAUCUCCAUCUUGCCCACGUGGAGAUAGCCUACAACCACGCCGUCUCGCCAGCCACGGGGAUGUCGCCUUACUAUUGCGACCUCGGCUAUCACCCGCGUGUUCCCGUGGACUUCCUUCGACCGUCCCAGAUGCACCCCGACACGAGUUGUCCCGCACUGGAUGAUUGGGUUGCGCACAUAACGUCGAUUAUGAAGACCACACAUGAGCACAUAGCCGCUUCCCAGACUCGCAUGGCAGCACGUGCGAACCGAUCGAGGAUGGAUCACCCAUUCAAGAAAGUGUCGCACAUAUUUUCCCUCGGAAUCAAAAGCGGUUAACGGGUAGUUGAAAAUUCAAGAAUGAAAAUUAUAAAGUGAG
Chara braunii is the source of this 1387-nucleotide messenger RNA. NCBI's taxonomy places the organism in Eukaryota, Viridiplantae, Streptophyta, Charophyceae, Charales, Characeae. The record is from the annotation of a GenBank genome assembly.